AAACCAGCGCCAAGAGCAUCAGCCGUGGUGCCCCCUUGGAGCGAACCCGUCCCAGUGUCACCGAGGGCGCCCUGAGGAGCCGCCGGGAUCUGCUCUCCACUGCCAUCCCCUUGAGGCGGGCGAGGCAAAUCUUAGCAAGGCUUAGCGUGGCCCGCACUGGCAGCCUCGGGGAUGCACCUGAAGCCCUGAGCUCCCUCAGAGCAUCCAGCCGGCGCUGCCCCGCUCCCGGGGAGGGAUGACGCCAUGAGGGGGGAGAAGGGCGCGCGGGCGCUUGUGGGAGAAGGGGGGCGCCGCCAUGUCAGGCGGGGCGGGAGGGAAGGAGGGAGGGGAGCGCGGGGCGGGACAGGGGCGGCGGCCGCAGCCGCAGCAGCAGCAGCCGGGGUGGUGGCGGCGGCUGCCGGCAGCUGUCAGCGCCCGCUCCGCCGGCGCCGACCACCGCGGCCCUGCCAGCGCCUAGCGGGAAGCGCUGGGUGCGCCGUGGUGCUGACUCGCUUCUUUCUCGCUUUCCCUCCCUCUCUCCGGUCCUCUCUCCCCCCCAAAAACCCUUUUCCUUCCUCCCUUUCGCCCGCCCAUCGCUGACAUCCUCCUCCGGCCGCCUCCCCGCCCCGGGCUGCGCGGCCCCCGCCGCCUCAGCGAGCGCUGCGCACAUCGCCCGAGCUGCAGCACCGAGCGAAUGUAUGAAAACAUGUCCACAAUGGUGUAUUUAAAGGAAGAGAAGUUGGAGAAGCUUACUCAAGAUGAAAUCAUUGCCAAAACUAAGCAAGUUAUAAAUGGACUAGAGGCACUGAAGAAUGAACACAAUUCAAUUUUACAGAGCUUACUUGAAACGUUGAAAUGUUUGAAGAAAGAUGAUGAAACUAAUCUGGUUGAAGAAAAAUCAAACAUGAUUCGAAAGUCACUGGAGAUGCUGGAGCUUGGCCUUAGUGAAGCACAGGUAAUGAUGGCUUUGUCAAAUCACUUAAAUGCAGUGGAAUCAGAGAAGCAGAAAUUGCGGGCUCAGGUUCGCCGGCUGUGCCAGGAGAAUCAGUGGCUACGGGAUGAGCUCGCCAAUACACAGCAGAAACUACAGAAGAGUGAGCAGUCUGUGGCUCAGCUGGAGGAGGAGAAGAAACAUCUAGAAUUCAUGAAUCAAUUAAAAAAAUAUGACGAUGAUAUUUCACCAUCAGAGGAUAAAGAUACGGAUUCCACCAAAGAGCCUUUGGAUGAUCUAUUUCCCAAUGAUGAAGAUGACCAAGGACAAGGAAUUCAACAGCAGCACAGCAGUGCAGCAGCUGCUGCCCAACAAGGUGGCUAUGAAAUUCCAGCAAGAUUACGGACCCUACAUAAUCUUGUUAUCCAGUAUGCUUCCCAAGGUAGAUAUGAGGUUGCUGUACCUCUCUGUAAACAAGCUCUUGAAGAUCUGGAGAAGACUUCAGGUCAUGACCAUCCUGAUGUUGCCACUAUGUUGAACAUACUUGCUUUGGUGUACAGAGACCAGAACAAAUACAAAGAUGCAGCAAACCUCCUGAACGAUGCCUUGGCCAUCCGUGAAAAGACUUUGGGCAAAGAUCAUCCAGCGGUGGCAGCAACUCUUAACAAUCUUGCAGUACUCUAUGGUAAACGGGGAAAGUACAAAGAAGCAGAACCGCUGUGUAAGCGAGCUCUGGAAAUCAGAGAAAAGGUCCUGGGGAAAGAUCACCCUGAUGUUGCCAAGCAGUUAAAUAACUUGGCUUUGCUAUGCCAGAACCAGGGUAAAUAUGAGGAGGUUGAAUAUUACUAUCAGAGGGCACUUGAAAUCUACCAGACUAAGCUGGGACCAGAUGAUCCAAAUGUUGCAAAAACAAAGAACAAUCUGGCAUCCUGCUAUCUAAAACAGGGCAAGUUUAAGCAAGCGGAAACUUUAUACAAAGAGAUUCUUACUCGUGCUCAUGAACGGGAGUUUGGCUCUGUAGAUGAUGAAAAUAAGCCUAUCUGGAUGCAUGCAGAAGAGAGGGAAGAAUGCAAGGGAAAGCAAAAAGAUGGCACAUCUUUUGGAGAGUAUGGAGGCUGGUACAAAGCUUGCAAAGUUGAUAGUCCAACAGUAACAACUACUUUAAAGAACCUUGGGGCACUUUACAGACGACAGGGCAAAUUUGAAGCUGCUGAAACAUUAGAAGAGGCAGCAAUGAGAUCUCGUAAACAGGGUCUUGACAAUGCUCACAAACAGAGGGUGGCCGAGGUGCUGAAUGACCCUGAGAGCAUGGAGAAGCGGCGGAGCAGGGAGAGCCUCAACGUGGAUGUGGUAAAGUACGAGAGUGGCCCUGAUGGCGGCGAGGAAGUGAGUAUGAGCGUAGAGUGGAACGGGGAUGGCACUGGAUCGCUAAAGCGCAGUGGGUCCUUUAGCAAGCUCCGCGCCUCCCUGCGGCGCAGCAGUGAGAAGCUGGUUAGGAAGCUGAAGGGAGGCAAUGCCCGGGACAGUGAACCAAAGAACCCAGGCAUGAAGCGUGCCAGUUCUCUGAAUGUUCUUAACAUGGGUGGCAAGGCUACUGAAGAUCAUUUUCAAGAACGAAAUAAUUGUCUGACAGACUCGCGAGCUCUGAGUGUCAGUCACUCUGAUCUGGCGCAUUGAGAUCUGGGACAGAAGCUAGCUAAUGUUCCUGUGUGAAUAAAGAAGCACUGAGACCUUCAAA
Messenger RNA from Passer domesticus (house sparrow), 2648 nucleotides. It is a transcript of the gene KLC1, whose product is annotated as kinesin light chain 1. The transcript has 16 exons. Gene Ontology annotation, biological process: microtubule-based movement. Gene Ontology annotation, molecular function: kinesin binding. Lineage: Eukaryota; Metazoa; Chordata; Aves; Passeriformes; Passeridae. The record is from RefSeq and is a predicted model, not a curated record. The coding region runs from base 674 to 2587 and encodes 637 amino acids. Gene Ontology annotation, cellular component: kinesin complex; cytoplasm.